Messenger RNA from Didymodactylos carnosus, 988 nucleotides. Lineage: Eukaryota; Metazoa; Rotifera; Eurotatoria; Philodinida; Philodinidae. The record is from the annotation of a GenBank genome assembly.
AUGUUUCCUUCGUCUCGGUCACACUCCACUAAAAUUCGACGUAUAGAUGAAUUCUGCUGUGAAACAUCUAAGAUUCAACGAUUACGUCGCCGAUUGUUAACAAGUACCGACACAAUAACAUCACUAUUGGAAACGAUUAAACAAUAUGCUGAUAAAAAUGCUUGUCGAAAACAUUCUUACGAAGAACGAAAAGAUUUUCUUAUAGAAUUAGCUUCGCGUCUGCAAUAUAUUCAUAUCACUGUAUUAAAACGUUUGGGAAAUGAUAUAUUCAUGCAUUAUAAUGAAGUAUAUAUGUCGCCCUAUUUUAUGACUGAUACUCGACAAUCAAAAGAAAACUUUUUUAGCUCGUAUAAAAAAGUGGCAAUUGCUCUAGAUGAUCAGAACCAGACAAAUAUUAAACAUGAAGAAUUAAAUGAUAAUCUAUUUCGAAAGAGCUAUAUUAGAGAUAUAUUCAUGUCAGACGACGUAAGUAACAUUUCUGUGUUGUUGAGAUAGACUUGAGUAUUUUGUAAGCACUUUUCUGUAUUCUCAGAGUUGUGCAACGUGCUUAUCGCAUAUAUCUUUUCAACUGCGAAAACAGCUAGAUUUUUGCUGGUAUACCAAUAAUCUCGGUAAAAGUUGAAAAAGUAGUCAGUCUUAGCUGAAGCUGUUGACUGGAUGACUCAUUGUUUUACAGUCUAGUUUUCCCUUACGAGGGAACGUUCUUCGGUGUCCCCUUCCAAUUUCAUUCAUUCAUAUACCAAUCGAUAGAGGGUAUCGAGCCAGUAAAAAGCCUAAAAGGAUUUAUCCCCAUGGCUCUUGAAGUCCCGGUUUUCUGGAAAAGCAGUUUUUCAGAAACUCUAAAAAAAUAACUAAAACGUUUCUUAAUAAGGCAUGACUGUAGCCCGCAAAUUUCUGAUUAAAAUGAGACGUCUCCCAGCUCUACACAACCUUUCUUUGCAAAGUUACAGAAAAGCCCUAAAUGUUCAUUGUGUGCUCAAAGCUACAG